Exophiala viscosa is the source of this 1386-nucleotide messenger RNA. RefSeq names its product major facilitator superfamily domain-containing protein. Gene Ontology annotation, biological process: transmembrane transport. Lineage: Eukaryota; Fungi; Ascomycota; Eurotiomycetes; Chaetothyriales; Herpotrichiellaceae. The record is from RefSeq and is a predicted model, not a curated record. Gene Ontology annotation, cellular component: plasma membrane. The coding region runs from base 1 to 1386 and encodes 461 amino acids. The transcript has 3 exons. Gene Ontology annotation, molecular function: transmembrane transporter activity.
AUGAACUGGUCUCACCUCCGGAAAUGUUUUAUCACAGCCAUUGCGACUUUGUCCGUCUUCGCCGUCACCCUCACGUCUUCAGCAUACUCAGAGUCCUCCAACGAGGUUAUGCGAGACUUUGAUAUCAGCGCCGAGGUCUUUAUAGUGGGCGUUUCCCUCUAUGUACUGGGAUUCGCCGUCGGCCCAGCUUUGUGGGCGAUGCUUCGAAGAUGCGAACUCUACGGAAGACAGCUUCUCUGGGUCGUCUCUCAUGUAGCCAUGGUGGCCUUCAUCGGAGGUUCUGCCGGAAGUCAAAACAUCACUACACUCCUCAUACUGCGAUUUCUUGCGGGCACCUUUGGAGGAUCACCUCUUGUUAACUCCGGGGGCGCCAUUGCGGACUUGUUUUCUCCGGCUCAGAGGGGUCUCGCCAUGGUGAUUUACUGCGUCGCACCCUUUCUUGGGCCUGUUGUUGGCCCCGUGAUGGGCGGGUUCAUCUCCGAGAAUGUUGGGUGGAGGUGGGUCCAAGGGGUAUGCUGUAUUCUAGUAGGAAUCAUAGGUAUUGUGGGUGCCAUCUUCAUCCCUGAGACAUAUGGACCAGUGCUGCUUAUGAGGAGAGCAAAGCACCUAUCAAAAGCCGACGGCAAGAUUUAUAUCAGCGUUCUUGAAAAAAGCCAGGGCAAGAAGAAACCAUCCGAAGUCUUUAAGAGAGCUCUAGUACGACCUUGGGUUUUGCUUUUCCUGGAACCUAUUGUGUUUGUGGCCUCGACCUACAUGGCAAUUAUCUACGGCACUGUCUAUCUUUUCAUGGGUGCCAUGCCUGUCGUCUACAAUCAAGACCGGCAUUGGAGCGAAGGGAUCGGAGGCCUCGCAUUCCUGGGUAUUGCUGUUGGGUUCUUACUGGGAGUGGUGUAUUCCAUCUACGACAAUGAUCGACGUUACAUGAAGUUAUUCUUGUCUCAGAAAGCUACCGCCGAAGCUCGAUUGCCACCGGCCAUCGUCGGUGCUAUUGCCUUACCUGUCGGCAUGUUCGCUUUUGCAUGGACCAACUACCCCAGCAUUCACUGGUCUGUUGGCAUCAUCCUCACGGCCCCCUUUGGUGCUGGCUGUGUCCUUGUCAUCAUGCCGCUUAUCAACUAUCUCAUCGAUUCAUACACCAUCUACGCAGCCUCCGUUCUCGCGGCUGCAGCAAUCUUCCGCGCCAUCGUCGGUGCCGCGUUUCCACUUUUCACCAACCAGCUUUACAAGGCCAUUGGUAUCCAUUGGGCGAGCUCCAUACCAGCAUUUCUGACAUUGCUUUGCAUGCCCUUCCCACUGAUCAUGCAUCGCUACGGUGAGGCGCUGAGGAUGAAAUGUAAGUAUUCUUUCGAAGCUGCUGAAAUGAUGAAAAGGAUGCAGUCAAAAUAA